UUUGUAGAUUAGAUUAAAUAUACUUUGUGUUAUUGAGAUUGAAACGUCAUGCUGCAUAUUAUUAACUUGAGAUGGGUAAAUAAACAAAAGAAAAGAGGGUUAUCCGUUAAUCAAGGGAAAGGUUAGAAAUCAAGCAAAUAUUGCAAAAGGCUCUAGAUUUUACUAGCACACGUAUAUACUCAAAUUAGAUUAUUUCAAGGUUGUAAAUAAGUAGAAGAGAGAGAAAUACUGCCAUUUGAUCAAAUGAAAAACAACCCUUAACAAAAAAAAUAAAUAGAAAGGAAAAAGAGGGAGAGGGAAAAAAAAAAAAAAAACAAACUUUGAAAUAAAUAUAUGAAAGCUUGAAUUGGUUUUUAUAAUUUAAUUUCUUACAUAACUAUACAAUUUCUCUAAGUGAUUCUUCUUAUCCUACAUCUCCUCUGCGUUCUCCUUUCGAGGAAUUGAGGCGCGGAGGAGGUACAACAUAAGAAGAAUACACACAAAGAAAAAGAAGAGAGGGGUUAAGGAUUAAUUAAGGCAACCACGAACAAAGAAGGUUAAAUUGAUAAUAUAUGAUGUGGAAUCGCGAACAACAACACCACCUUCAACAACAACUACUACCACCACCACAAAGUAAUGUUGUUGGUGAGGCUAAGAAAAAUGGUGAAGUUGCUGUUGCAAUUGAUAAGGAUAAAGGAAGCCAAUAUGCCCUAAAAUGGGCUGUUGACCAUGUUCUUAACAAGGGUCAAACUGUUACUUUGCUCCAUGUUAAGCAAAGAAAUUCUUCCAAUUCCUUUAUAAAUUCGCCGACGCCCCUCUCUGAUAGUCAUGAAGAUGUUGUUAGAUCCGCCAAGUACUACGCUGAAACUCAAGCUCGGGAAAUUUUCCUUCCUUUUCGAUGUUUCUGUAGUCGUAAAGAUGUUAUAUGUAAUGAGGUUAUUUUGGAAGACGUUGACAUUUCGAAAGCUUUGAUAGAAUAUUGUCAACAUAACGCGAUUGAGGUCAUGGUUGUAAGUGCUUCAUCAAGGAAUCAAUUGAUGAGGAGGUUCAAAGGCCCAGAUGUUGCAACAAAUCUAUUCAAAGGUUGCCCUGAUUUUUGCUCUGUUUAUGUGAUCUCCAAGGGGAAAAUGUUACAAAGUCGGUCCGCCACUCGUCCUCUCCCAAGGCCUUCUAGCCGAAGCCCGCCACAUUGCCAACCCAUCCCCAAUGGUAUCCCUAUAUACGAGUCCCCCAUCCGUCCUGGUGGUUAUGUUCCAAGAGAUAGAGAAAAGAGUCAUUAUAACCCAAAUAGGAGCAUUGAAGAAAUGGACUCAAUAAGGCAAGUGCACAAUUUUUACAACGGUUGCAUCAGAUAUUUUCUACGACAUAUCAUAUAUGUAAACAACAACCAUUUAACCAUGAUCUUUAUUUUUUUUGGCAAUAGGUCACCAUUUACUAGAGGAAGAGCAGCAAAUGGCAGGGCAUAUGGUGAAAUUGGUAUGCCAGAUUCUGACAUAUCAUUUGUUAACCCUUCUUGGCCAACCAAUGAGCCAAGAAUUAGUAUUGAUCGUCCUUCCUUUGAUGCAAUGGACUGGGGUCUCGCGCCUCGGCCUUCGAGUGGAUCGGAUGCAGAUCGGAUGAGUAUUGGUUCUGUGGCAGACAGGAAAUCAAUCGAUCAAAAUGCCUUAUUGGAGUAUUCCUCUUCAAAUGCUAGUGGUUUUUCAUCAUCUUCAGAAGAUUUUGAGUCUGAGAUGAGAAGAUUGAGAAUGGAGCUCAAGAAAACUAUGGACAUGUAUAAUGCAGCUUGCAAGGAAGCACUAACUGCAAAACAAAAGGCAAGUGAGCUUCAAAGAUCAAGGAUAGAAGAAGAUCACAGGUUAGAAGAGGCACGUUACGCAGAGGAAACAGCACGAGCAAUCGCGGAGCAAGAGAAAGCCAAGUGUAGAGCGGCAAUGGAAGCAGCCGAAGCCGCUCAGAGAUUGGCAGAUCUCGAAUCACAAAAGAGAGAGUUAGCAGAAAAGAAAGCCACCAAAGAAGCAGAAGAGAAGAAGGCAGCACUUGAAGCUUUGAAUCACAAUGAUGUUAGGUAUAGGAAAUAUAGCAUCAAAGAGAUUGAAGCUGCUACUUCUUACUUUUCUGAAUCACUUAAGAUUGGUGAAGGUGGUUAUGGCCCUGUUUAUAAGAGCACUCUUGAUCAUACACUUGUUGCCAUUAAGGUUCUUAGGCCUGAUGCCGCGCAGGGAGAGGCUCAAUUUCAACAAGAGGUUGAAAUUCUAAGUUGCAUAAGACAUCCAAACAUGGUGCUCCUCUUGGGAGCAUGCCCCGAGUACGGUUGUCUAGUCUACGAGUACAUGUCGAAUGGAAGCUUAGAAGACCGCCUUUUUUGUAGAGAUAACACUCCGCCACUCCCAUGGCAACUAAGAUUCCGCAUUGCAGCAGAAAUCGGAACAGCAUUGCUCUUUCUUCACCAGUCAAAGCCCGAGCCAUUAGUGCACCGUGACCUUAAACCAGCCAACAUUUUACUUGAUCGAAAUUUUGUGAGUAAAAUCAGUGACGUUGGAUUGGCAAGGUUGGUGCCACCAUCUAUGGCCGACACAGUAACACAGUAUCGGAUGACUCAAGCAGCCGGAACAUUCUGUUACAUCGAUCCAGAGUAUCAGCAAACCGGGAUGCUAGGGACUAAAUCGGAUAUUUACUCCUUAGGCAUCUUGUACUUGCAACUUAUCACGGCUAAGCCAGCUAUGGGUUUAACUCAUCACGUACAAAGGGCUAUCGAAAGAGGGACUUUUCGAGAUAUGUUGGAUCCGUACAUACAUGAUUGUCCUUACGAAGAGGCCUUACAAUUUGCUAAACUUUCGCUUCAAUGUGCAGAGUUACGAAGAAAGGAUAGACCUGAUCUUAUUCAAAUACUUCCUGAACUUAACAGAUUUAAGGAGUUCGGUGAAGCAAAUAUGCCCACCGUCAUGUUUUCUUCAAACUCGUCAUAUAGGCCAAGUCAAGUCAUGACCAUAAACAAUUAUUCACAGGAUAGUGAAAACCCAUCAUUGCAAUCGACAGCAUCUAGCAACAGAAGCCAAACAAGUGCUUCAUCUUCAUCAGGAGAAAAAUUGUAGCAUGUAUAAAAUCCUUUUUAUUUCUCUCUCUCGUUCUCCAAUCGUAACUUUAUAACAUUUGAUCAAUGUAAACUCCCUAGAAGGCUAGAAUUUGCCUAGUCCUCUCCCCACCCGUGGACCGCCUCUUGGCCACCAAAGAAAAAGUAAAGAUGAACACAAAAUGGAUGCGUCCGAGGUGGUGUUAUGCAUAAGCUAAGUUGUGAUGAAAAAAGUGGGAGAUUAGUACAUUUUUCAGAUUUAUGUUAAGAGUUGGAUACAUUUCGACUUUGGAAUAGAGUUUUGUAUGUACAUCAAUUUUAUUAACAGAUAAUAAUUCCAUUGUCUUUUUAGUCCUUAACUUAUAGUUGUGGCAAAUUAGCAAUGUAUCUAUAAAAAUUUUGAUGUGCUCAAUGAUUCUACUU
Messenger RNA from Chenopodium quinoa (quinoa), 3472 nucleotides. Its product is annotated as U-box domain-containing protein 35-like. Gene Ontology annotation, molecular function: protein kinase activity; ATP binding. NCBI's taxonomy places the organism in Eukaryota, Viridiplantae, Streptophyta, Magnoliopsida, Caryophyllales, Amaranthaceae. The coding region runs from base 552 to 3071 and encodes 839 amino acids. Gene Ontology annotation, biological process: protein phosphorylation. The transcript has 9 exons. The record is from RefSeq and is a predicted model, not a curated record.